GCAUUUCGGUCUCCACGUUGGUCAGGCUGGUCUCGAACGCCCGACCUCAGGUGAUCCUCCUGCCUUGGCCUCCCAAAGUGUUGGGAUUACAGGCGUGAGCCACCGCGCCCGGCCGGUUCACACCCUUUAUUUGUAUUUAUUUAUUUUUUUGAGACAGGGUCUCACUUUGCCGUCCAGUCUCGAGUGCAGUGGUGCCAUCUCGACUCACUGCAACCUCGACCUCCUGGGCUCAAGGGAUCUUCCUACCUCAGCCUCCCGAGUACCUGGGACCACAGAUGCGAGCCACUGCCCGGCUAAUUUUUGUAUUUUUUUGUAGAGACCGGAUUUCGCCAUGUUGCCGAGGUUGGUCUCUAACUCCUGGGCUGAACCUAUCCUCCCGCCUCAGCCUCCCAAAGUGCUGGGACGACAGGCUUGAACCACCACGCCCGGCCUGGUUCACACCCUUUAAUGGCACUUACCACAUACUGCUAGGCAUUGAGGUUAUUUCUGAAACAUCUCUUCUUUUCUACUAGAUUCUAUGAGGGCAGGAACUAGGUCUUAUUUUUUUCUGAGGACAAGGACUGUUAGACAAGUGUAUGGAGACGCAUGUAGACCAACUGCCUUACUUCCUCUUUCCUCUGGGUUUACUUCUUCCUCCAAGAGGAGGGUUGUGUGUGUGAGCGGGGCGACUGGAAAACAUAGUGUUCAGGACGUUGUAUCUUGUUCCAGGAACUAAGUACAUGCCUGGGUAACUAAUGUGGAGUACCUCUCCUUCCCCUGUUGCUAUCGCCCCUCUGUGGCUGCUUGGCAAGUAGCUCAGUAUGAAGAGCUGACGGAAUUCUGCGGUGGGCCAGGUGGCUCUGGCGUCGAUUGUUUAAGGCGACUGUUAAUGACUACAGCACACCAUUGAGUCUUGGUCCCAAGGCGCUGGUGCACAUGGUACUUCCCGAAAUCCCUGUAGGGCCGCCGGAGCAGGAGCCCCGAUCCCACGUUUGGGCAGCUGACUCGCCUAAGGCCUCCAGUUGAAAGCGGAAUGGCAGGGGUGAGAAUGAGCAGACCUAACUACCGGGCUUCUCGCACCUGGCCUGCAUUUAUUUAGGACCAGGAUAACCUCGAAGUCCAGGCUGGGGUGCCCGAUGGGUCGUGGGCUUGCUGUCUAACUCCCUGAGAUCGGCGGGCUGAACAGAGAUUUGAAGUGUAGCGCCAUCCUAAGCAAAGGAAGGAGGCCCGACGGCCGCGUAACGGGCGGCAGGGCGGGAGGAAGUAGCAGCUGCUGCUCCCCGCCCACCCCUCUCGCGUGUGCCUUUCCGCUCCACUGUUCGCCGGUGAGCUAGGUGGCGCGAGAGGGGAGGGGAGAAAAGACAGAGGCUGCAGGAGCCGAAGGCCGCGGCUCGAGGUGGGGCAGGGGCUGGCACGCGAGCGUGCGUGCGUGGGCGCGGUCUAUAGCACGCCGCGCGCGGGGCGGAUGUCCGGGCCGGCUGGGCCGGGGCCGCGGACGAGAUGGCGGAAGGUGGAGGCUGCCGUGAGCGACCGGAUGCGGAGACUCAGAAGUCCGAGCUUGGAGCCUUAAUGAGGACCACACUCCAACGCGGGGCGCAGUGGUAUCUUAUUGACAGCCGGUGGUUCAAGCAGUGGAAGAAGUAUGUGGGCUUUGACAGCUGGGACAUGUAUAAUGUAGGUGAACAUAACCUAUUUCCUGGCCCAAUAGACAACUCUGGGCUAUUUUCAGAUCCUGAGAGUCAGACCUUGAAAGAACACUUAAUUGAUGAAUUGGACUACGUAUUGGUCCCCACCGAGGCCUGGAAUAAACUACUAAACUGGUACGGCUGUGUAGAAGGCCAGCAACCCAUCGUCAGAAAAGUCGUGGAGCAUGGCCUGUUUGUCAAGCACUGCAAAGUCGAGGUGUAUUUGCUGGAACUGAAGCUCUGCGAGAACAGUGACCCCACCAAUGUGCUGAGUUGCCAUUUCAGCAAGGCAGACACCAUUGCAACCAUCGAGAAAGAGAUGCGGAAGCUGUUCAACAUCCCUGCGGAGCGUGAAACACGGCUCUGGAACAAAUACAUGAGCAACACCUACGAGCAGUUGAGCAAGCUAGACAACACUGUCCAGGAUGCUGGGCUAUACCAGGGUCAGGUGCUGGUAAUUGAGCCUCAAAAUGAAGAUGGCACAUGGCCCAGGCAGACCUUGCAGUCAAAAUCAAGCACUGCGCCUAGCAGAAAUUUUACUACCUCUCCAAAAUCAUCGGCAAGUCCCUAUUCCUCAGUGUCUGCCUCUCUCAUUGCAAAUGGUGAUAGCACUAGCACCUGUGGGAUGCACAGUUCCGGUGUCAGCAGGGGUGGAUCUGGCUUUUCUGCUUCGUAUAAUUGUCAGGAGCCACCAUCCUCUCAUAUACAACCUGGGCUCUGUGGACUUGGAAACCUGGGAAACACCUGCUUCAUGAACUCUGCUUUACAGUGCUUGAGCAACACUGCACCACUGACUGACUACUUUCUCAAAGAUGAGUAUGAAGCCGAAAUCAACAGAGACAACCCUCUGGGGAUGAAAGGGGAAAUUGCAGAAGCCUAUGCCGAACUCAUUAAGCAGAUGUGGUCUGGAAGGGACGCCCAUGUGGCACCUCGCAUGUUCAAAACUCAAGUGGGACGUUUUGCUCCUCAAUUUUCUGGCUACCAGCAACAAGAUUCUCAGGAGCUGCUGGCCUUUCUUCUAGAUGGAUUGCAUGAAGAUCUGAACCGAGUAAAGAAAAAGCCCUACUUGGAGCUGAAGGAUGCCAAUGGGCGGCCAGACGUGGUGGUGGCAAAGGAAGCCUGGGAGAAUCACAGGUUGAGGAAUGAUUCUGUGAUUGUGGAUACUUUCCAUGGCCUCUUCAAAUCUACUUUGGUUUGCCCAGAAUGUGCUAAGGUUUCUGUGACCUUUGACCCAUUUUGCUAUCUAACGCUGCCACUGCCCUUGAAGAAAGAUCGAGUUAUGGAGGUUUUCCUCGUUCCUGCUGACCCUCACUGCAGACCUACUCAGUACCGUGUGACUGUGCCGCUGAUGGGGGCUGUGUCCGACCUGUGCGAGGCUCUCUCCAGGCUGUCUGGCAUUGCUGCAGAAAAUAUGGUGGUCGCAGAUGUGUAUAAUCACCGAUUCCACAAAAUUUUCCAAAUGGAUGAAGGUUUAAACCACAUCAUGCCUCGGGAUGACAUUUUCGUGUAUGAGGUCUGCAGCACUUCCGUGGACGGCUCAGAAUGUGUCACGCUUCCAGUCUACUUCAGGGAGAGGAAGUCCAGGCCAUCAAGCACUUCCUCCGCAUCAGCGCUAUAUGGGCAGCCACUGUUGCUUUCUGUCCCCAAGCACAAGUUAACCCUUGAGUCUUUGUACCAGGCUGUUUGUGAUCGUAUCAGCCGCUAUGUGAAACAGCCUUUACCUGAUGAAUUUGGCAGCUCACCCUUGGAGCCAGGGGCCUGCAAUGGCUCCAGGAACAGCUGUGAAGGAGAAGAUGAGGAAGAAAUGGAGCAUCAGGAAGAAGGCAAAGAGCAGCUUUCAGAAACAGAAGGCAGUGGGGAAGAUGAGCCAGGAAGUGACCCCAGUGAGACCACCCAAAAGAAGAUCAAAGGCCAGCCCUGCCCAAAAAGGCUUUUUACCUUCAGUCUUGUGAACUCCUAUGGAACAGCUGACAUAAAUUCACUUGCAGCUGAUGGAAAACUACUUAAACUCAACUCUCGAUCUACACUGGCCAUGGAUUGGGACAGUGAAACUCGGAGCCUUUACUAUGAUGAGCAAGAAUCUGAGGCCUACGAGAAGCAUGUGAGCAUGUUGCAGCCUCAGAAGAAGAAGAAGACCACAGUGGCCCUGAGAGACUGCAUUGAGCUCUUCACCACCAUGGAGACCCUUGGGGAGCAUGACCCCUGGUACUGUCCCAACUGUAAGAAGCAUCAACAGGCCACAAAAAAGUUUGACCUAUGGUCCUUGCCCAAGAUCCUGGUGGUCCACCUCAAACGUUUCUCCUACAACAGAUACUGGAGGGAUAAGCUCGACACAGUCGUAGAAUUCCCAAUCAGAGGGCUGAACAUGUCCGAGUUUGUCUGUAACCUGUCAGCAAGGCCUUAUGUGUAUGACCUCAUUGCCGUGUCCAAUCAUUAUGGAGCCAUGGGGGUUGGCCACUACACUGCAUAUGCGAAGAACAAACUGAAUGGGAAAUGGUAUUACUUUGAUGAUAGCAACGUGUCCCUGGCCUCUGAGGAUCAGAUAGUGACUAAAGCAGCUUAUGUGCUCUUUUACCAACGUCGAGAUGAUGAAUUUUAUAAGACACCUUCACUUAGCAGUUCUGGUUCCUCUGAUGGAGGGACACGACCAAGCAGCUCUCAGCAGGGCUUGGGGGAUGAUGAGGCUUGCAGCAUGGACACCAACUGAUGCUGACUCCAUGAUCCUGCCACCUUGUAGCGCCAGUGUGAUCCCCCAGGAGAACAUCUUUGACACUCUGCAGACUGCUAGUGUUCUGUCUAAAAACCAGACAAGGGAAUACCCUUCUUUUAUGAGCAGAAGGAAAAAAAAAAAAAAGACCGUUUACCUAGAAGAAGCUAUGUCAAGAGGCUGAAUUAUUUUUAUUUUUAAACAGGUGGUGAGAAAUUUCUGUAAAACCUGUGAAGCUGAAAAGGGGGUGGGAUGGGGGUACACAAUGGAGUAUGUCUGAUGGAUCCCAAAGAAUGGAGAGGAACACAGGCGCUGAGUAUGGAGCAGCCUGGAGACCCACCCCACCUGCAGGGCUGCCCUGAGCGCCUGGAUUUCUGGUUCUGAUGCCGAUACUGGUCACCCCAAGUAGUCUGCUCACAGUAACCCAAGCCUCAAGUAAACUCCCCUUUCCGUCGCUAUGUGCACUGAUAAGGGUUUAUAAUUUUCUGAAAGUUACCCACUGAAGCCCAUUUCUCCGUUGAGUCAUCUUGUAAUUUCCAGCUUUCUCCCCGCUAAGGAAAUGAAGAUACCUAGUGUUGGGGAUCCUGGCCCCUCAACCUCCUGUGGAGCCCAGCAGUUCUGUUAUAUCCCCUGCUACCCGAGAUGAAUUAAGACGGUUAAAUACUGUGUGGAACUUUUAUUAGAUAACGCUUAAAGGAAGUCGGUACAUAAAA
Molecule: messenger RNA, 5084 nt
Organism: Pongo pygmaeus (Bornean orangutan)
Lineage: Eukaryota; Metazoa; Chordata; Mammalia; Primates; Hominidae
Gene: USP4
Product: ubiquitin specific peptidase 4
Exons: 22
Coding region: 1480-4371 (963 amino acids)
Biological process (GO): protein deubiquitination; axon extension
Cellular component (GO): centrosome; nucleus; ciliary basal body
Molecular function (GO): cysteine-type deubiquitinase activity
Source: RefSeq, a predicted model, not a curated record